Botrytis porri is the source of this 1191-nucleotide messenger RNA. RefSeq lists its product as uncharacterized. The record is from RefSeq and is a predicted model, not a curated record. The transcript is spliced from 4 exons. Bases 1 to 1191 code for a protein of 396 amino acids. NCBI's taxonomy places the organism in Eukaryota, Fungi, Ascomycota, Leotiomycetes, Helotiales, Sclerotiniaceae.
AUGGCUGGAACACCGAUCAAGGUUCCGGGAAAGAAUACUCGUGACUCUAGCAAAUCUGCUGUUCUAGCUAGAAAGAUUAUGAAACGACCACCUGGGAGGCCUCUCAAGAAAAAGUCCUCAAAGGGCGCAUCACAAGCGUCAAAGCCUUUCACUUCCAUUCUUCGGGAGUCGAAGGUCCGCACUUUGAAGAACAUCAAAUCGAGACGUAAGAUGUCGGAACUUGAGAAAUUGCCAACGGAGAUUCUCGAGCAGAUUUUCUUCGGCUGUUGGAACUUGAGUUUGCCAGCAUGUAGUCCGGUCAUAGGAGGUAAACUAAGUAGUGCUGCUGUCUACAACAAGAUUAUUAUUACUGCUUUUGGUCCAGUUUGGGAUAGAUGGUAUGGGCAACUGUUGGAUCCAGGUUUGGACUUGGAUUAUAGUGGCAAUAGCAGUUUACAGUCUACUAUUUUAAAAUUUCGCUGGGCAAAGUUGCCGAUCCUUCUGCAAGGGCAAGACUUAUGGGUUCAGAAAAACGCACUGGAACGUCCAUUUCAGCUUGCUCUUGGGAUGGCUGCGUUUCACCAUGGGGACAAUAUAGAAGGUAUUGACCCCAAGAAUGCCUCGGCAGCUGAAUUACUUGACGAUGAUUUUGCCAAGUAUUGUAAUGCCUUUCAAAGAAUGGAUAUCUCUCAUACAGCGGAUGCCCCUGAAACAAUGGAUUUGAUGUCGAGUUUGGGUGAGAAAAGAGAACAAAUUUUCGACCUGGGUAUUCGCAAUUAUGCGAAUAUUGCUAAAGGUACCGAGAUACCUCAUACACUGUUAAUGGGCCCAUGGAAUGAGGAAGCUGUCAAAUACUUAUUUUGGUUAGUUAUGGGAGGAGCACGUAUUGAUUGGCUCGCGUCAACCAGCGGAGAGGCAGCUAUUAUCGGUUAUAAAAAUGCUGUUCGAGAGUGUAGAAUCGAGGUCAUACACCUCUUAUUGUAUGCUGGCGUCAUUCAUAAGCUUGAUGAAGACAUUUUUCAAUACACUCUCGAAAAUGGAGAUCCAAACAGGCAUUUUAUGACCAUACUUCUGAUGGUCUACCUUCCUUAUCAAGACCCUUACCCUUGGAUCAUUGAAGAAAUUUUCCGCUUCAGAAGUGGUCAUGAGCAUGAGAAUGAUAACAAGAAGGUUAAGUUGGUCGAGGAUUUCCUCACGGUAUUCGAUGUUUGA